UCUGUCAACAGGAGCGAAGUAUUGUCCACAGUGAUAUCUAUAGAUCAUUGAAUUUCAAAGAGAACGCAAAGCGCGAGAAAUGUCAUGAAAGCGAUGAAAUCCGUAAAAGAAUGCUAAGUGAUCGAAAACGUUUAUUACAUUGUAGAAAAUUGUAACGUACAUGUAACAUUCGUUAUUUAACACAUCUCUAUAAGAGUGUGACGUUUACCAAAAUGGCACUACAAGAAGAUGAAAACACCUGGAUUCUGGAGCUGGAAGCAGCUCUUCUCGAUACUGAACCACCAUCUGCAUCCGAUAUAUAUGCAAUUUGCAAGGGACAAUCGGUUCCUACGAAUUUAAGGUCUGAUGUAUGGCAGGCCUGUUUAGAUGUUAUGGAUCGGGGUAAUCAAUUAAAUAAUUUUAAUGAAGUCUUUGAUUUACCUGAACAGAAUAUUAUUCGUGAUGAUUGUCAACAAUUAGUUGCAAAGUUAGGAAAUGAUGACGAAGAUAAAGUUUCCGUUGUUUCUGAUUUAGAGUCUAUUUUAACAUUUUAUUGUAAAAGUAAAGAGAAAGAAUAUAAAAGAGGAAAUGGAUGGAUAGAGUUGCUGGGUCCUUUAAUAGCUUUAAAACUUCCGCGUAGUGAAACAUAUAAUUUAUUUGAAGCGAUAAUAGAUAUUUAUAUUCCUAGAGGUGAAACAUACAGUUCUGUACUAAGAUUACUAUUACUUUACCAUGAACCAGAAUUAUGUUCUUUUUUGGAUACAAAAAGAGUAUCUCCUGAUCAAUAUACAAAAGGAUGGGUGACUACUCUUUUCGCUGGCGUUUGUUCGCUACCGGCUGUUUGCACGAUGUGGGAUUUAUACUUUAUGCAAGUCGACCCGUUUUUUAUGUUAUUUCUGUCGCUUAUCAUGGUAAUAAAUGCUAGGGAGCAAAUUUUAAGUAUGAAAGAUAAUGAUAAGCAGAGUAUAAUCGAUGCAAUAGCUGCUAUGCCUUCGGCCGUGGAAGCAGAAGACGUAACAGAUUUUUGCUCAUUAGCACAAUAUUAUGCAAUGAAGACACCGUCGUCUUUUAAACAGGACUUAGAUCCUAUUAUGUUCGGGGAGAGUUUUGACGAAAAAUAUAUAUCGCAUGCGCUCUGUUUGCCUGUAUCAGCUCAAGAAUUGGUUGAAAAUUCUAUUGAAACUCCAUCCGCAUCUAGCACUUCCGUUGAAUCGGUUAGAUUUUUUCUAGUGGAUUGUAGACCAGCGGAGCAGUACAAUGCAGGACAUCUGCCCACUGCAUUUCAUCUAGAUUGUAAUUUAAUGCUUCAAGAACCUGCUGCUUUUGCUACAGCGGUGCAAGGAUUGUUGCAGGCACAACGACAAGCACUAGCUGUUGGAUCACAAGCCGGGGGUGAACAUCUUUGUUUCUUAGGAAGUGGUAGGCAAGAAGAAGAUCGUUAUACACAUAUGGUGGUUGCAUCGUUUUUACAAAAGCAUACCCAAUAUGUUAGCAUGGUUACGGCGGGAUAUCAAGCUAUACACGAAUAUUUCGGCGAUGAGGUUGUUUCUAGUCUCGUUGAUCAUAAUUCACAACAUUGUUUAGUAUGCAAUGCUAAUAUAUCUGAAACAAAUUCUAACGAAACAAGUCCUGCUAAAGUCAAGAAUAAUAAUUCCGACUUCUUGGGAAAGAUUAAGAAAGUGAAAGGAAAGUUAUUUGAUUAUAUUGUUAAUCCAUCAGCAAGUGUUCAUAAUAACGUGGAUAAUAGAAAUGGCAAAGACUUAGAAUACGUUAAACGGCAAAAGAAAAUGGGCCCUGUAUUUAGCAUAGACGACGAUCAGGAAUUAGAUAUGACAAUGACAAAUAAUGAAAGCGAAGAACCCAUUGAAGUAGUAUCUAUUCAACAUUGGAUGAAGGAUCCAAAGUUAUUACAUUCCUUUAAAUGUCAAGAAGUGAAAGUUAACGGAGAUCUCUGUGAUAGUGUACUUUUGGUUACCGAUACUCACCUCGUGGUGCUCCGGGAAAUACCAGAAAGGAAAGGCGCGGCACAUGUAAUUGUCAAACGUCCAUUAACAAGUAUUGUUAAAAUAACAUCUAAGAAGCAACAGUCGGAUUUGAUCACGUUUAAAUACGGUACAACACAAUAUUACGAUACAGUAAUUUCAGAUAUGGAUAAAUUUCUUAUUCCUAAUGCAAGCGAGGCUACUAAAUUGAUCACUCAACAGAUUUUGAAACAAUUAAAAACAUUAAAUUCAUCUUAAUAAGCUUUAUAAUAUGUACAAUGGUUUAGGUACGAUGUGUACAGAUGCGAUAAGAUUGAAUUUAUUUUAGAAAAAGUAUUCUAAAGCAAAUGUAAGAACGAACAUUUUUAUUCAUUUGAUUGUUUAUAAUGUCCUUAAUUAAAUGGUACUACAAAUACAACGUGUAAUGUUAAGAUAAUUACAGAGAAUAGUCUAUAGAAGAACAAAUUUAAAAGUAACUCGAGCGUUUUAUAUAUAAAACUGAUUCACAUGAUGUCAUUAAUAAUAAUAUAGCCAAACAUGAUUUGUAGCUGUAUUUAACAAUUUUGGUAAUUUUAUUAAGCCGUUACUUUCAUAAAUUAUAUUUACGCUUGCGGUUUUUCAUGCACUUUUUACAGUUUUUAAAAACGUACAAUUUCUAUGAAAAGCAUUUUUAGCAUUUCUUUUAUCCAAUAAUGUCAUAAUAAGCGUUAAUAAUUCUGAGGUAAGUUUUUCUUUCACAUGUGGCUAAACGGUGGCCUUACAAUAAAAAGAAUAGGAAAGGUAAUGGACUCUGCAAAUUAUUCAUUGAUAUGAAUAUAUAUGAUGGAAUGUAAUGUGCCAUGGGAUAAGGAUAUUGCUGAUUUCUCUAUAUAAAUAUGAUUCAUAACGUGGUGUCGAUAUGUAUGAACAUUAAAAAUUCAUUCUUUUUUUGACGGGAUGCAUAAAAACUUCGAAUCACACGCUAUCACAGCAUUUUCGGGAUUCAUUAAUAUGUAAUAUUUAUACUUCAUAACGAACUGAUAAUUGGUCCUAAUGUAAUAUGAUUCGAGAAAUAUUAUAUACAUAUAUAAAUGAUUACAGACUUGCAUUUUAUAGUAUAUAGUAUUGCAAUACAUGUCUUUAUAAAAUAUUUACAAAAGGUACAAAAUAUAUUGAAAAAUAAACAAUAUCAUCAUUUUGCUGGCAUACCUAUUACACUGCCUGAUUCUAUUUCGAAGAAUUUUAAAAAUUUACGAUUUACGAUCUUUCAAAAAUAUGUGUAUAAUUCAUACAAAAAUCUGUCGUAUUAAAAAUAUCCCUGUCUUUUUCUGAUAUAUAUAUAUUUAAACAAUCACAUGGUACAAUUCUUUUUCUAUUAAUUACUAGAAAUAUACUAGUACUAGCAAAUUAAAAAAAUUGAUGUCAUAAGUUCUUGUGCACAUUGUUGCACUGCCUUUUUGUAUUUUCAGGCAAUACUGUUUGCAAUAAUAGUUAAUUUAUAUAUAAAUUGCCAAUAGAUUUUUUUACAUGGUUGUAAUUUCAUUGGUAUAGUAUAAAGGAAAUUAUUUUUUAAUGUAAAUUAAACAUUAUUCUGUGUUUCAAAUUGUAAUAAAUAGAUAGUUUGAAACAUGUUUAAUAAACCUAUCGAAACCUUAAAUCUUGUAGAUAUUAUCAGCAUUGUUAAUACUUGUAACAAUAGUAAAUUGUAAUAUAUUUCAUGGUAUGUAUAACGAAUUCUGUGUAUAUUAGAAAUUUUCUAUUUAGGUGCUUCCACAAUGAGUAAUGAACGCAAA
This is a messenger RNA of Colletes gigas, 3733 nucleotides long. It is a transcript of the gene TBC1D23, whose product is annotated as TBC1 domain family member 23. Bases 213 to 2219 code for a protein of 668 amino acids. Gene Ontology annotation, cellular component: trans-Golgi network. The record is from RefSeq and is a predicted model, not a curated record. The transcript is spliced from 9 exons. NCBI's taxonomy places the organism in Eukaryota, Metazoa, Arthropoda, Insecta, Hymenoptera, Colletidae. Gene Ontology annotation, biological process: retrograde transport, endosome to Golgi.